Molecule: messenger RNA, 1632 nt
Organism: Scomber scombrus (Atlantic mackerel)
Lineage: Eukaryota; Metazoa; Chordata; Actinopteri; Scombriformes; Scombridae
Product: piggyBac transposable element-derived protein 3-like
Exons: 2
Coding region: 42-1547 (501 amino acids)
Source: RefSeq, a predicted model, not a curated record
ACAACUACUUGUUUCAUUGGACUGGAUUCAUCAGAUUCAAAAUGCAACCAGCAAGGAGAGAGCCACGAUACAGUGUGCGGGAUGUCAUUGAAAUGGUCCAAAAUGGAGAGAGUGAGGUGGAGAUGGAAAGCAGUGACACCGAUGAAAGUGAUGAAGACUCUGAUGAAGAUUUCUGUAAAGAAGUGGACAAAGAAAACCAACCACCCAUGGACUGUCCAGCUGAUAAUUACGUGGACACCGAGCCAAAAACAAACAAACACACCAUGUCCCGUGACGGGUAUCGCUGGCUGAAAAAAGAUUUCAUCAGUCCCAACACUGAUUUUUCUGGUCUGGAUAUCACAGCAGAUGACAUUUCCCUCCACACACCAUUGGAAUACUUCCAGAAGUUUGUGUCCGAAGACAUGGUUGAGGCUCUGGCACAAAACACGAAUGAUUACAGCUUUCAGGAGCGUGGAACAUCUGUAAACACCACUGCAAAGGAAAUCGAAAAAAUGCUUGGCAUGUACCUGAAGAUGGGCCUGGUACAAAUGGCUGGAACCCGUAUGUAUUGGGAGACAGAGACGCGGUACUCCCCUGUUGCUGAUGUGAUGCCACGCAACCGAUUCCAAUCCCUGUUGACGUCAUUACAUUUUGUAAACAACAUGACAGUAUCUGAGACGGAAAAGAAAGACAAACUAUGGAAACUCAGACUGUGGCUUGAUUCAUUCAGAGAGAAAUGCCUGCAGGUGGUACCAGAAGAGCACAACUCUGUGGAUGAGAUGAUGAUUCCUUUCAAGGGGAAAUUCAGCAGCAUCAAGCAAUAUAUGCGAGGCAAGCCAAACCCAUGGGGAUUCAAAGUGUGGGUGAGAACUGGAAUCUCUGGCAUGAUGUGUGACUUUGAUGUCAAAUGGUAUGACAGCAGGGCCGUCACACUUGUGUCAUCCUUUGCUGGACCUGAACCUGUGCAGAAGAUUCAACGCUGGGACAAAGCCAACAGAACCUACGUUGAAGUUGAGAGGCCUUACAUUGUUGGUGCAUACAACAAGUACAUGGGAGGUGUGGAUUUGUUGGACUCAUUUGCAGCCAAAUAUAAGUUCCCCAUCAAAUCCCGUCGCUGGUACAUGUACAUCUUCUGGCACACCAUCAUCCUCGCUGUGGUCAAUGCCUGGCUGCUCUACAAGCGGGACUGUAAAGCGCUCAAGAUGUCUAGCAAAGAGACAAUGAACAGGAGACAGUUUCAGGCACAGCUAGCAUCCUCUCUCAUCCUGGUAAACUCAACACUUCAAACUCCAAAGAGAGGACGGCCAUCUUCAGGCGAAGGGAGCCCAGAAACACAGACAGUGACAUCAGGAAGCCCUCUGAAUGCUCAGAAGAGGCCAUCCAAGAGAUGUGCACACCUCCCAUUGGAUGUACGCAACGAUCUAGUUGCCCAUUUCCCAAGGAAGACAGGGAGAGGACGCUGCAGACACUGCAAUAAAGGAUACACCAACACACAAUGCAGAAAGUGUGAUGUUCGCCUUUGCUUUACAGACCACAGGGACUGUUUUUGGGACUUUCACCACCAAUGAAAGUCUUCAUGACCAAUGUCAUGAAAAGAAAAAAAGAGGGGGAAAAAGUGUUUUUUAAGAGUUUUAUCUUGUUUAAUAUUUUUUA